Molecule: messenger RNA, 2302 nt
Organism: Panicum virgatum (switchgrass)
Lineage: Eukaryota; Viridiplantae; Streptophyta; Magnoliopsida; Poales; Poaceae
Product: zinc finger MYM-type protein 1-like
Exons: 3
Coding region: 143-1867 (574 amino acids)
Molecular function (GO): protein dimerization activity
Source: RefSeq, a predicted model, not a curated record
GGAGGAAUAUUUAGGUCGGCUCACUGUGAUAUUGGCUGUUGUGAGAUUCCUUUUAUUGCAAGGUCUUGCCUUCCGUGGACAUGAUGAGUCUCGUACCUCUUCCAAUAAGGGAAACUUUCUUGAAUUGAUUGAUUGGUUGAAAAUGAGAGAUGAAGGUGCCAAAAUCUUACUUGAUAAUGCUCCUGGAAAUAAUUUAUUGACUUCACCAUUUAUACAAAAAGAUAUGUGUGAAGCUUGUGCCAAACUGACAACUAAAGUCAUUUUGGAUGACAUUGGGGAUAAAAAGUUCUCUAUUCUUGUUGAUGAGUCUCGCGAUGCAUCUAUCAAGGAGCAAAUGGCUGUUGUUUUGAGGUAUGUGAAUGAUAAAGGUCAUGUGAUUGAGAGAUUUCUUGGUGUUCAACAUGUUCCGGACACAACAUCAGCGGCACUAAAGGGUGCUUUGGAUGCUAUGCUACUUGCUCAUGGUUUAUCUAUGAAUAACAUACGAGGACAAGGAUACGAUGGGGCAUCAAACAUGAGAGGUGAAUUCAAUGGGCUACAAAGAUUGGUACUAGAUGAAAAUCCCUAUGCCUUUUAUAUACAUUGCUUUGCCCAUCAGUUACAGUUAGUGGUUGUUUCAGUUGCUAAAUGUUGUUCAUCUGUCACGGAUUUCUUCAACUACACCACUUUAAUUGUUAACACUGUCAAUGCAUCUUGUAAGAGACAUGACCAAUUGGCCCAGGAACAUCAUGAUAAUUUAGUGAGAGGGUUAGAAAAUGAUGAAAUUUUUUCUGGGAGGGGGAAAAACCAACAAACAAAUCUUGCAAGACCUGGGGAUACUCGUUGGGGAUCACAUCAUAAAACUUUGUGCCGUCUUCAACUCAUGUGGCAAGCAGUGUUAGAGGUGUUAGAGAAUAUAUGUGAUGAUGGCCCAACAUCAACAACAAAAACUUGUGCAGCGGGUUUGCUAAAACAAAUGGAGAGUUUUGAAUUUGUGCUCAUUAUGCAUCUUAUGAUAAAAGUACUGGGUAAGACUAAUGAUUUGUCACAAUGCUUGCAAAGGAAGGACCAAAAUAUAGUUCAUGCUGUAGCAUUGAUUGGAGCCACAUUACAGAAGGUGAAAGACCUUAGAGAGCAUGGUUGGGAAGAGAUAUUUGAAGGUACAAAAAGAUUUUGUGCCAAGCAUAACAUCAUAAUGCCAAAUAUGUUGGAUACAACUAUUGCAAGGGGUCGUUCGAGGGGUCGUGGAGGCCAGCUAGUAACUUACCAACAUCAUUUCCAUCAUGAAAUCUUUAAUGUGGUACUUGACCAACUUAUUGUGGAGUUAAACAAUCGCUUUGGUGAAAGAUCUACACAAUUGUUGAAAUGCAUUGCAUGCCUUGAUCCUAGGAAUUCUUUUGCCAACUUUGAUAUAAGUAAGUUAGUUGAGCUUGCUUCAAUAUAUGAUGCCGACUUUAAACCAUAUGAUCUGAUAUUGUUGGGAGAGCAACUUGAGACAUUCAUUCAUGAAGUAAGAAAUGAAACCAAAUGGUCAAGUUGUAAUGAUCUUGGUAAGAUUGCAGAGUUGAUGGUUGACACUGGAAAAGAUGGGGAUUUAGAUUUGGUUUAUCGUCUUAUUGAGUUGGUUUUGAUAUUGCCGGUGGCAACUGCAUCCGUAGAAAGGGCCUUUUCAGCUAUGAAUAUCAUCAAAACUGAGUUACGGAAUAAGAUGGCUGAUGAUUGGCUAAAUCACCGCAUGGUGUGCUAUAUUGAGAGAGAUAUAUUUACUGCCAUUGAAAACGAUAAGAUAUUAAAGCACUAUCAAGAUAUGCGAAAGCGCAGGAUUCAACUACCUCAUUCGAGUGUAGCUUCUACCUCUGGACUUGGAUCAAUUGCUGAAGAAGAAUAAAUAUAUUACUUCGCGAUGGCGUUUUUUGUAUGUUUUCUAUCUUUCCGUUUAUAUUUUCAUGUAUCUUUUGAACUGUGAGUUUGUGGACGUCUAGUUUUUUUGAACUGUGAGUUUGUGGACGUCUAGUUUUUGUCACAACUAUACUUAAAAUUUGGCCUGGGGUUCGACUCAAUCCUGGUUCCGCCACUGCAUGGAGCGGCUUUGUUGAUGUAUACAGCUUGGCAUAUCUGGAAGGAGCAAAACAGGCGUGUUUUUGACAAGACACAGCUGCCACUCAAGUGCUUGGCCUAAUUCAAGAUGAGAUCAAGCUGUGCCAGCAAGCGUGCGGAACCUCUCUGGUGGGUGGUGAUUGAGCUAUCUUAGUUUCCAAUGCUACAAGUUCAGAGAGAGUGUUUCUAUUUAUGUAAUAUUAAGCUAUCUGUAAAACUGCACUUC